Messenger RNA from Plasmopara halstedii, 165 nucleotides. RefSeq lists its product as uncharacterized. NCBI's taxonomy places the organism in Eukaryota, Oomycota, Peronosporomycetes, Peronosporales, Peronosporaceae. The transcript has 2 exons. The record is from RefSeq and is a predicted model, not a curated record. Bases 1 to 165 code for a protein of 54 amino acids.
AUGUUGAUUACUGAGAUCUCCCUUCUGCAAAAUGCCGUGGAAAGACAUAAGAGGUGUAAACUCAGUCUCAUCCACAUUUCAGUGGAGAAGGAUGUAAAAGGAAUAAAUACUGUGCUCUUUGUAAGUAUUCCUUUAAAAGUGAAAAGUCCCGGUCAACUUUUUUAG